AUGACUCUUACUCAAAUAGGACGCUUUGGUUUAUUGAUUACGAUACUUCUCUUAUUUGUUUAUGUUAUUGUAUUAAGCAUAACUAUCAAAAAUAAUAAAGAAUAUGUUUUGUCAUGGACACAUUUACUUAGAUUUAAUUCAUAUGAAAAUAAUCAUACAGUUAAUAAUUUAAUGAUAUCUUCUAUGAAUAGUGUAAAUCUACCAAAAAUACUUAUUGUAUUAGGUACACGUCCUGAAGGAAUUAAAUGUGCUCCUUUAAUUGCUGAAUUAAAAUCAGAUCGUUAUCGUUCAAGAUUUGAAGUUAUUGUACUUAGUACUGGUCAACAUCGACAAAUAUUACAACAAACAUUAAUUGCAUUUCAACAAAAAAUUGAUAUUAAUUUAGAUUUAAUGAUGUAUAAUCAAACAUUAACAGAAUUAUUUAGUCGAGUAUUUUCUAAAGUAAAUGAACAAAUAAAUAUUAUUCAUCCUAAUCUAUUAAUAGUACAAGGUGAUACAACAACAGCACUUGCUUCUUCUUUAGCUGCUGCAUAUAAUCAUAUUCCUGUUGCACAUGUUGAAGCAGGUCUUCGAUCAUUUAAUUUAUCAAAUCCUUAUCCAGAAGAACUUAAUCGAAAAAUAAUUGAUUCUUUUGCAAAAUUGAUGUUUGCUCCAACAACAUUUGCUAAAGAAGUACUUGUUCAAGAAGGUGUUUGUGAAACAGAUAUUUUUAUAACUGGAAAUACUGGUGUUGAUGCAUUUUAUGAAUAUCAUAAACGAAUAAAUACAACAAAAGAUGUAUCUAUAUUGAGAAUUAUUAAUAAUUUUAAGAAUAAUUCUAUAAAUGAAAAUAAUUCUAUUGUUAUUCUUGUUACUAUGCAUCGACGAGAAAAUUUUGAAUAUUUAUUUGAUAUGUGUCGUGCUAUUGCAACUAUAGCAAAAGAACAUGAAAAAAAUCUUCUUAUUAUUUUACCUGUUCAUCCAAAUCCAAAUGUAAAAAGUAUAAUAUUAAAAAGUUUAGAUGGAUUAAAAAAUGUAAAAGUUGUUGAUCCAAUAUCUUAUGAUAUAUUUGGACAUGUUUUAUUUCAAUCAGAUAUUAUUAUGACUGAUUCAGGUGGAAUUCAAGAAGAAGCAGUUAGUAUUGGUAAAACUGUUAUAUUAAUGAGAAUGACUACUGAAAGACCUGAAGGAAUAUAUCUUGGUACAAUUAAACAAAUUGGUAUUCUUUAUGAUGAAAUUGUACAAGCAGUUAAUCUAGAAUUGAUUAAUUUUAAAUCAAAAAAUCGAACAUUAAAAACAAAUAUUUUUGGUGAUGGAACAGCAUCAAAGAAAAUUGCAUCUAUUAUAGAUAAUUAUUUUUAUGAUCAACAUAAAUUAAAUUUAAAAUGUACAACAAAAUUUCGUCAAGAUUCUAUUGCACAAGUUGUAUAUUCUUAUUUAAAUCUAUCUCAUACAAAUAUUCAAUCACAUAAUAUUAGACGAAAUAUAAUAAAUAAUCUUACAAAAGUACGAGAUGCUCUUACUCUCAAUGAAUUGUUCAAUAUUCCUAGUCAAUAUAAUAUAUCAAAACAAAAUGAAGAGAAAUUUGCAGUUACUGCUAUUAUUGGAAUGUAUAAACGUGAAGGUUUAGUUCGAAGAUGGAUUGAAGCACUUCUUUUACAAACACAUCCACCUAAACAAAUAUGGAUUAUUUACUUUGCUUCACCUAUUGCACAUAAACUUAAGCUUGAAAUUGAAGAAAUACGAUCAUUGUUUAAUAAUGGAUCAAAUUAUUGUAAUGAUUUGUGUACAGAGAAAAAAUGUAAAAUGGACAAUACUGUGAAUAAUAAUAUUCGAUCUAGUUGUUUUGAUAAUUGUCUUAUCUUUUGUAUGAAAUUACCUUCAAUUCUAUUCGUAGGAAUGGGAGAAAUGCAAUUGAAAUAUUUUGGAAGAUUUCAACUUGCUCUUCAAUGUCAAACAAAAUACGUUGUCGUUUUCGAUGAUGAUUGUAUACCACAAACACGAUAUUUUGAAACAGCAUUGCAUACAAUUAAUACAGAACAAUAUCGAGGUAUUUUAGGAACUAAAGGUACUGCUGCUUCACCCAAUAUUUUCUAUGGUCCUGUAUCAAGAAGUAAUAAAAUAAUUGAAGCAGAUGUAGUUGGUGGAAGUUGGUUUAUGGAAAAUGAAUGGGUAAAACUUAUGUUUCAUGAUAAAAUGCAUUCAUGGAAUACUGGUGAAGAUUUUCAUUUAUGUGCAAAUGCACGUAAAUAUGCCAAUAUAAGAAGUUUUGUUAUGCCAGUUGAUAGAAAUGAUAUUUCUACUCAUUCUUUUCCAAAAGAUUAUCUAGCGAUCAGUGAUAGAGGUGAUACUACUGGACGAGUGGCUGGAACUGCAACAAGUAGAACAUAUAUUAAAGAUCAAUUAUGGUUACGUGGUGAUCGUUUAAUGCAUAGCUACCAAAAAUCAAAACCAUCAUUACUAAUAUAUGCAGAAACACAUAAUGAUGCAAUGAUUUUAAUAGGAUAUACACGACAAAAAAUGACUCAAAUUGGUGGUUCAAUUCAUUUUGUCACUUCAAAUGUCAUGAAAACUGAUUUGGAAACUAUUGAAAUAAAAAAAGUGGUUGAAUCUUUUCAUGAUUUUAUGAUUGGUCGUGAUUAUAAUACAAAUCCAACACCAAUCACUGCUGCUGCCGAAGUACUUUAUGCAUUUGAUAUGGUUAUGCAAGGUACACAAAGUACAGCUGUGAUUGUCAUAGGUUCUUCAUCAACAGUAACUAUGUUUGCAUUGGUUUCGGCAGCAUUCUUAAGAAAUAUUCCUAUUCUAAAUAUUUAUAUAGAGAAUAGUAUUAUCGAUCAAAGAAUAGCAAAAGUUAUCUUGACAAUGUCUUCAAUCACUAUUUGGACUUUCUCAAAUCGAACGUUUGGUAGCUCAGAAAGCCAGCAAUUAAAUGAUCUUUUAGUUCAUCUUUAUAAAUAA
This is a messenger RNA of Rotaria sp. Silwood2, 2940 nucleotides long. NCBI's taxonomy places the organism in Eukaryota, Metazoa, Rotifera, Eurotatoria, Philodinida, Philodinidae. The record is from the annotation of a GenBank genome assembly.